Acipenser ruthenus (sterlet) is the source of this 5526-nucleotide messenger RNA. RefSeq names its product trichohyalin-like. The record is from RefSeq and is a predicted model, not a curated record. The annotation marks the transcript as partial. The transcript has a single exon. Lineage: Eukaryota; Metazoa; Chordata; Actinopteri; Acipenseriformes; Acipenseridae.
CAGAAAAUAGAGAUGGAGAGACAGAAGAAAGAGAUGGAGGAGCAACAGAAAAGAGAGAUGGAGUUGAGACAGAAUAGAGAGAUGGAGGAGAAACAGAAAAAAGAGAUGGAGAGACAAAAGAGAGAGAUGGAGGAGAAACAGAAAAGAGAGACAGAGAGACAGAAGAGACAGAUGGAGGAGAAACAGAAAAUAGAGAUGGAGAGACAAAAGAGAGAGAUGGAGGAGAAACAGAAAAGAGAGAUUGAGGAGAAUCAGAAAAGAGAGAUGGAGAGACAAAAGAGAGAGAUGGAGGAGAAACAGAAAAGAGAGAUGGAGGAGAAACAGAAAAGAGAGAUGGAGGAGAAACAAAAAAGAGAGAUGGAGAGACAGAAGAAAGAGAUGGAGGAGAAACAGAAAAGAGAGAUGGAGAGACAGAAGAGAGAGAUGGAGGAGAAACAGAAAAGAGAGAUGGAGGAGAAACAGAAAAGAGAGAUGGAGAGACAGAAGAAAGAGAUGGAGGAGCAGCAGAAAAGAGAGAUGGAAUUGAGACACAAGAGAGAGAUGGAGGAGAAUCAGAAAAGAGAGAUGGAGAGACAGAAGAGAGAGAUGGAGGAGAAACAGAAAAGAGAGAUGGAGGAGAAACAGAAAAGAGAGAUGGAGAGACAGAAGAGAGAGAUGGAGGAGAAACAGAAUAGAAAGAUGGAGGAGGAACAGAAUAGAGAGAUGGAGAGACAGAAGAGAGAGAUGGAGGAACAGAAAAGAGAGAUGGAGUUGAGACACAAGAGAGAGAUGGAGGAGCAACAGAAAAGAGAGAUGGAGAGACAGAAUAGAGAGAUGGAGGAGAAACAGAAAAGAGAGAUGGAUAGACAGAAGAGAGAGAUGGAGGAGAAACAGAAAAGAGAGAUGGAGAGACAGAAGAGAGAGAUGGAGGAGAAACAGAAAAGAGAGAUGGAGGAGAAACAAAAAAGAGAGAUGGAGAGACAGAAGAAAGAGAUGGAGGAGAAACAGAAAAUAGAGAUGGAGAGACAGAAGAAAGAGAUGGAGGAGCAACAGAAAAGAGAGAUGGAGUUGAGACAGAAUAGAGAGAUGGAGGAGAAACAGAAAAAAGAGAUGGAGAGACAAAAGAGAGAGAUGGAGGAGAAACAGAAAAGAGAGACAGAGAGACAGAAGAGACAGAUGGAGGAGAAACAGAAAAUAGAGAUGGAGAGACAAAAGAGAGAGAUGGAGGAGAAACAGAAAAGAGAGAUUGAGGAGAAUCAGAAAAGAGAGAUGGAGAGACAAAAGAGAGAGAUGGAGGAGAAACAGAAAAGAGAGAUGGAGGAGAAACAGAAAAGAGAGAUGGAGGAGAAACAAAAAAGAGAGAUGGAGAGACAGAAGAAAGAGAUGGAGGAGAAACAGAAAAGAGAGAUGGAGAGACAGAAGAGAGAGAUGGAGGAGAAACAGAAAAGAGAGAUGGAGGAGAAACAGAAAAGAGAGAUGGAGAGACAGAAGAAAGAGAUGGAGGAGCAGCAGAAAAGAGAGAUGGAAUUGAGACACAAGAGAGAGAUGGAGGAGAAUCAGAAAAGAGAGAUGGAGAGACAGAAGAGAGAGAUGGAGGAGAAACAGAAAAGAGAGAUGGAGGAGAAACAGAAAAGAGAGAUGGAGAGACAGAAGAGAGAGAUGGAGGAGAAACAGAAUAGAAAGAUGGAGGAGGAACAGAAUAGAGAGAUGGAGAGACAGAAGAGAGAGAUGGAGGAACAGAAAAGAGAGAUGGAGUUGAGACACAAGAGAGAGAUGGAGGAGCAACAGAAAAGAGAGAUGGAGAGACAGAAUAGAGAGAUGGAGGAGAAACAGAAAAGAGAGAUGGAUAGACAGAAGAGAGAGAUGGAGGAGAAACAGAAAAGAGAGAUGGAGAGACAGAAGAGAGAGAUGGAGGAGAAACAGAAAAGAGAGAUGGAGGAGAAACAAAAAAGAGAGAUGGAGAGACAGAAGAAAGAGAUGGAGGAGAAACAGAAAAUAGAGAUGGAGAGACAGAAGAAAGAGAUGGAGGAGCAACAGAAAAGAGAGAUGGAGUUGAGACAGAAUAGAGAGAUGGAGGAGAAACAGAAAAAAGAGAUGGAGAGACAAAAGAGAGAGAUGGAGGAGAAACAGAAAAGAGAGACAGAGAGACAGAAGAGACAGAUGGAGGAGAAACAGAAAAUAGAGAUGGAGAGACAAAAGAGAGAGAUGGAGGAGAAACAGAAAAGAGAGAUUGAGGAGAAUCAGAAAAGAGAGAUGGAGAGACAAAAGAGAGAGAUGGAGGAGAAACAGAAAAGAGAGAUGGAGGAGAAACAGAAAAGAGAGAUGGAGGAGAAACAAAAAAGAGAGAUGGAGAGACAGAAGAAAGAGAUGGAGGAGAAACAGAAAAGAGAGAUGGAGAGACAGAAGAGAGAGAUGGAGGAGAAACAGAAAAGAGAGAUGGAGGAGAAACAGAAAAGAGAGAUGGAGAGACAGAAGAAAGAGAUGGAGGAGCAGCAGAAAAGAGAGAUGGAAUUGAGACACAAGAGAGAGAUGGAGGAGAAUCAGAAAAGAGAGAUGGAGAGACAGAAGAGAGAGAUGGAGGAGAAACAGAAAAGAGAGAUGGAGGAGAAACAGAAAAGAGAGAUGGAGAGACAGAAGAGAGAGAUGGAGGAGAAACAGAAUAGAAAGAUGGAGGAGGAACAGAAUAGAGAGAUGGAGAGACAGAAGAGAGAGAUGGAGGAACAGAAAAGAGAGAUGGAGUUGAGACACAAGAGAGAGAUGGAGGAGCAACAGAAAAGAGAGAUGGAGAGACAGAAUAGAGAGAUGGAGGAGAAACAGAAAAGAGAGAUGGAUAGACAGAAGAGAGAGAUGGAGGAGAAACAGAAAAGAGAGAUGGAGAGACAGAAGAGAGAGAUGGAGGAGAAACAGAAAAGAGAGAUGGAGGAGAAACAAAAAAGAGAGAUGGAGAGACAGAAGAAAGAGAUGGAGGAGAAACAGAAAAUAGAGAUGGAGAGACAGAAGAAAGAGAUGGAGGAGCAACAGAAAAGAGAGAUGGAGUUGAGACAGAAUAGAGAGAUGGAGGAGAAACAGAAAAAAGAGAUGGAGAGACAAAAGAGAGAGAUGGAGGAGAAACAGAAAAGAGAGACAGAGAGACAGAAGAGACAGAUGGAGGAGAAACAGAAAAUAGAGAUGGAGAGACAAAAGAGAGAGAUGGAGGAGAAACAGAAAAGAGAGAUUGAGGAGAAUCAGAAAAGAGAGAUGGAGAGACAAAAGAGAGAGAUGGAGGAGAAACAGAAAAGAGAGAUGGAGGAGAAACAGAAAAGAGAGAUGGAGGAGAAACAAAAAAGAGAGAUGGAGAGACAGAAGAAAGAGAUGGAGGAGAAACAGAAAAGAGAGAUGGAGAGACAGAAGAGAGAGAUGGAGGAGAAACAGAAAAGAGAGAUGGAGGAGAAACAGAAAAGAGAGAUGGAGAGACAGAAGAAAGAGAUGGAGGAGCAGCAGAAAAGAGAGAUGGAAUUGAGACACAAGAGAGAGAUGGAGGAGAAUCAGAAAAGAGAGAUGGAGAGACAGAAGAAAGAGAUGGAGCAACAGAAAAGAGAGAUGGAGUUGAGACAGAAUAGAGAGAUGGAGGAGAAACAGAACAAAGAGAUGGAGAGACAGAAGAGAGAGAUGGAGGAGAAACAGAAAAGAGAGAUGGAGGAGAAACAGAAAAGAGAGAUGGAGAGACAGAAGAGAGAGAUGGAGGAGAAACAGAAUAGAAAGAUGGAGGAGGAACAGAAUAGAGAGAUGGAGAGACAGAAGAGAGAGAUGGAGGAACAGAAAAGAGAGACGGAGUUGAGACACAAGAGAGAGAUGGAGGAGCAACAGAAAAGAGAGAUGGAGAGACAGAAUAGAGAGAUGGAGGAGAAACAGAAAAGAGAGAUGGAUAGACAGAAGAGAGAGAUGGAGGAGAAACAGAAAAGAGAGAUGGAGAGACAAAAGAGAGAGAUGGAGGAGAAACAGAAAAGAGAGAUGGAGAGACAGAAUAGAGAGAUGGAGGAGAAACAGAAAAGAGAGAUGGAGGUGAAACAGAAAAUAGUGAUGGAGAGACAGAAGAAAGAGAUGGAGGAGCAACAGAAAAGAGAGAUGGAGUUGAGACAGAAUAGAGAGAUGGAGGAGAAACAGAAAAAAGAGAUGGAGAGACAAAAGAGAGAGAUGGAGGAGAAACAGAAAAGAGAGACAGAGAGACAGAAGAGACAGAUGGAGGAGAAACAGAAAAUAGAGAUGGAGAGACAAAAGAGAGAGAUGGAGGAGAAACAGAAGAGAGAGAUGGAGGAGAAACAGAAAAGAGAGAUGGAGAGACAAAAGAGAGAGAUGGAUGAGAAACAGAAAAGAGAGAUGGAGAGACAGAAGAGAGAGAUGGAGGAGAAACAGAAAAGAGAGAUGGAGGAGAAACAGAAAAGAGAGAUGGAGAGACAGAAGAAAGAGAUGGAGGAGCAGCAGAAAAGAGAGAUGGAAUUGAGACACAAGAGAGAGAUGGAGGAGAAUCAGAAAAGAGAGAUGGAGAGACAGAAGAAAGAGAUGGAGCAACAGAAAAGAGAGAUGGAGUUGAGACAGAAUAGAGAGAUGGAGGAGAAACAGAAAAGAGAGAUGGAGAGACAAAAGAGAGAGAUGGAGGAGAAACAGAAAAGAGAGAUGGAGGAGAAACAGAAGAGAGAGAUGGAGGAGAAACAGAAUAGAGAGAUGGAGGAGAAACCGAAAAGAGAGAUGGAGAGACAAAAGAGAGAGAUGGAGGAGAAACAGAAAAGAGAGAUGGAGGAGAAACAGAAAAGAGAGAUGGAGAGACGGAAUAGAGAGAUGGAGGAGAAACAGAAAAGAGAGAUGGAGAGACAGAAGAGAGAGAUGGAGGAGAAACAGAAAAGAGAGACAGAGAGACAGAAGAGACAGAUGGAGGAGAAACAGAAAAUAGAGAUGGAGAGACAAAAGAGAGAGAUGGAGGAGAAACAGAAAAGAGAGAUUGAGGAGAAUCAGAAAAGAGAGAUGGAGAGACAAAAGAGAGAGAUGGAGGAGAAACAGAAAAGAGAGAUGGAGGAGAAACAGAAAAGAGAGAUGGAGAGACAGAAUAGAGAGAUGGAGGAGCAACAGAAAACAGAGAUGGAUAGACAGAAGAGAGACAUGGAGGAGAAACAGAAAAGAGAGAUGGAGAGACAAAAGAGAGAGAUGGAGGAGAAACAGAAAAGAGAGAUGGAGGAGAAACAGAAAAGAGAGAUGGAGAGACGGAAUAGAGAGAUGGAGGAGAAACAGAAAAGAGAGAUGGAGAGACAGAAGAGAGAGAUGGAGGAGAAACAGAAAAGAGAGAUGGAGGAGAAACAGAAAAGAGAGAUGGAGAGACAGAAGAAAGAGAUGGAGGAGAAACAGAAAAGAGAGAUGGAGUUGAGACACAAGAGAGAGAUGGAGGAGAAACAGAAAAGAGAGAUGGAGAGACAGAAGAGAGAGAUGGAGGAGAAACAGAAAAGAGAGAUGGAGAGACAAAAGAGAGAGAUGGAGGAGAAACAGAAAAGAGAGAUGGAGAGACAGAAGAGAGAGAUG